AUGAGCAAUUGUAAAUGUAAUUAUCAAACUUCUUCAGUCUAUCAAACUCUCGAUGAACUUGAUUUUGAAAGGGGUAUUUGGUAUGCUGCGCAAAAUAAUGACUUAACUAGAGUUAAAUAUUUAUUAAAAAAAGACAAUAAUGUUAAUGUAGCAGACAAUUUCGGAUACACUCCCUUGCAUUAUGCAAGUAGAAAUGGACACAUGGAAAUGUGCGAGUUGCUAAUUAAAAAUGGUGCCGAUGUUAAUGCUUUAACAAAAUUUGGAAAAGUUUCUGCAUUGCACAGAUGUUCAUCACAAGGUUAUUUAGAAAUUUUCAAAUUGCUUCUUAAGUCUGGUGCAAUUAUCGGACUGAGAGAUGACGAUGGUAAAACAGUUCUUCAUAGAGCUGUUGAGAGUAAUCAUGUAAAUAUUGUAAAUGAAAUUUUAAAAAUAGAUCCUUCAUUAAAACAAGUACCUGAUAAUAAAGGAAAAUUACCAAAUGAAAUUGAAAAUAUUUCUGAAGAGGUUUUAAAUGUUUUAAAUAAAUUUUAA
Messenger RNA from Pediculus humanus corporis (human body louse), 531 nucleotides. RefSeq names its product ankyrin repeat domain-containing protein, putative. Bases 1 to 531 code for a protein of 176 amino acids. Gene Ontology annotation, molecular function: protein binding. The transcript is spliced from 3 exons. NCBI's taxonomy places the organism in Eukaryota, Metazoa, Arthropoda, Insecta, Psocodea, Pediculidae. The record is from RefSeq and is a predicted model, not a curated record.